Molecule: messenger RNA, 3513 nt
Organism: Lasiodiplodia theobromae
Lineage: Eukaryota; Fungi; Ascomycota; Dothideomycetes; Botryosphaeriales; Botryosphaeriaceae
Product: Integral membrane protein
Exons: 1
Coding region: 1-3513 (1170 amino acids)
Source: RefSeq, a predicted model, not a curated record
AUGAGCUACAACUACCCUUACCAGCCCAACUACCAGCCCUCGCACUACCCGCCCCCGCCGCCUCCGCGCACCUCGACGCUGGGGGCUUACAACUCUGGGGAACAGCCGCCACCAGCCCUCCCGCCGCGACACUCACAAACGCCCGGAUCGCCAAAUGUACAAGACGAGCUGGUUACCGGCUUCGGGCGGCUGAGCACCUACGACCCGCGCCCGACGUACGUGCCACACGCCGACUACCACCAGGCUGUGACGUCGUCCCCCUCCCCAGCCUACACCUGGCCGACGGACCACGGCGCUUCCGUGAGCGGCAGCAGUGUAGCAGGAAGUCAGUGGGCGCCGACGCCUCCGCUGCCGCCCCGUCCGCCGCCGUCGCAGCAGUCGCCAUGGCAAGCGGCGCCAGCGGCAGCAGCAACACCUCCGCCAUGGCAAACGCCCCAGUCGCCCGUUCCGCAAUCCUAUCCCUCGACGCAGCAGCCAUGGCAGCAGUACCCUCCCCCGCAACACCAGCAGCAGCAGCCACCUUGGUCUAGUCCUCCACCUGCACCACCACAAAGCCAACCCACCCCGCAGCAACCACCCCAGACACCGUCCUCGCAAUGGCACCAGAACGGCACCUACAACCGGCCGCCUCCGCCUCCGCCCGCCGAGUUGCAGCAGCAUCAGCAGCAAUCAUAUGUGCCUCCCACCGUCUCUUCGCCGUCGGUGGCUAGUAGCUUCGCGGGACCGCCGACGCCAGCUUCAACCAUAUCGUCUCAGUACCCACCGCCAUCGCCGAUGCCUUACCAGCCACAGUCGCCGCUGGAGUAUCAGCCGCAGUCACCGCAGCCUUACCAACCACAACAACAACAAACGUACUAUCCACCACCAUCUUCGCAGGACCAGGCGCCGGUGCAGCAGUAUGGCUCUCCGGUUCAGCAGCAGCAGUAUGGUACGCCGGUGCAGCAACAGCAGCAGUAUAGCACGCCCGUGCAACAGCAGCAGCAGCAGCAGCCGCCACCAGUCGAGGUGCCUCGGCCGCCGGCCUUCGUGUUCGAAAUGGAAGGGUCGAUGCCGGGUGUUUUCAACGCGCAGACGCAGCAGAAGCCGAAAGAGGAGGUGCCGGUCCAGGCGAAGAAGCCAGAGGAAGAGCAUCCGCCGCCGCCGGAGAAGCUGCAGCGGACGUUCACGGAUACGCUCAGGCAGGCGGGUCCGUAUUUUUAUAACCCUCAGCCGCAGUCACAGCAGAGCCGGCCGCCACCGCCGUCGGUGGAAGAGGUGGAGGAUGAGGAGCCGCUUUUAGUCGGAAAGGAGACGGGGAGUGAUGGGUCCGCGGUGGAGACGGAGACGGCGCCGCCGAGUUGGGAGGGGAGGAAGGUGGAGGAGAGGCCACAGAGAAAGGCAUCUCCGCCGGUUGAGCCUGUUGUCAGACCGCAGAGAGCUGCGAGUCCGCCUGUCCAGGCUGCUGCUAAGCCACAAAGAGCACCAUCUCCACGUGUCGAGCCCGCCGUUAAACCACCAAGACAGGCAUCUCCGCCAAUUGACCCUGUUUUCAGACCGCAGAAAGCAGCGUCACCACCCAUCGAGCCCGUUGUCAAACCCUGGAAACCUGCAGUCAAUCGGCCAAAACCGCUGGAAGGAGCCAAACCAUAUGGCUACUACUUGAAGAUACCCAACCCUCCAACGAACAUUCCCACCGACCAGACGGCCAAUUACUCUGUGCCAUACAAGUGCAACUAUCCCGAAGUCAUCGGAUAUGCAGACCUCUUCUGGUUCAGCCACAUCGACGUACCAGACUUCCGCAUCUGCGGCCACUGUUUCGAGAAGCACAUUCGACAUAGCGAGUUCACCCACUCCUUCACCGGCUCGAUCGUGUCCAAAGAGCUGAAGCCACGCUGCUCAUUCGGCGCGCCACGGAUGCUCGAACAGCUCUGGCCGCAGGCCCUCCGCACCCGCGAUCUCGGCCUGGUCAAAGACUACAUGGAAAGCCGGACGAAACUACCCCACUGCCACGGCAUAAAGGGAGUGGCCGGCAGAGACGCGACGCACGUCCGCUGGUUCACUAUGAGAAACAACGAAGUUCCCGGCCUCCUCGUCUGCGAAGCCUGCCUGGAAGAACAAGUCAUCGGCACCGCCUUCGCUCCCAUGUUCGCCCCCUACCAGGAUCCGCAAGGCCAAGACCAGACGUGGGCCUGCGACCUGGCCGUCUCGUACCUCCGCCGCGCCUUCGACCGCGCUCUCACGCUCUCCAACUGGAGCUUCUUCGUCACGCCGGCCGCGAACCGGCUCAGCCUGCCGCCCUGCGAGGGCGUCGUCAAGGGCGUCAAGGCCGGGUCCCGGCAAUGGUACCGGCCAACCCGCCCGAUCGAAGGCAUCGUCGUCUGCGAAGCCUGCUACCUCGACCACCUCGCCCUGACCCGCUUCGACCACGACUUCACCGCGCGCCCCGUCGCCCCCGCAGACUCUGAAAACCUCUGGUCCUGCGACCUCGCCUCGCUGGCCGUCAAAUCCGCCCUCGACAUCGCGCUCAUGACGUCCUCCUUCGCGCCGCUCCAGCACACCCUCACCUCCCUCUCCACCACCGGGCCCUGCGCCGCCGGGCCCCUCGCCAGCCGCACCUGGUACAAGCUCUCCGCCCAGCCCGCAGCCGACUUCGACAUCUGCCCGACCUGCUACACCGGCCUCUUCGCCGCCUUCCCCUCCUCCCCCGCCGGCAGCAACCCCCUCGCCCCCCUCCUCUCCCCCCACACCACCGCCCAACCCACCCAACGCGUCUGCGACUUCGCCCCCGGCCACGCGCCCCGCUUCAUGCCCUACGCCCACGCCUACCUCGCCGCCGUCAACGCCCCCAACCAAGUCGCGACGUACAUCGCCACCAUCACCCGCCUGUCGUCCGUCCCCCCCUGCGCGCGCCGCGACCGCGUGCGCAACGGCCGCUGGUGGCUGCUGGGCGGCGCGGGGCAGGCCGACCUGGUCGUGUGCCACGACUGCCACGCUUCGGCCAUCGCGGGGACGGCGCUGGCGGCGCUCCUCGCGCCCUGGCCCCCGGGGAGUGAUGCGGAUGCGAGCACGACGGAUCCGGUGCCGCGCGUGUGCGACAUGUACAGCGAGGCGAUGCGGGCGCGGUGGGGGGCGCUGUGUCGGGAUGUCGUCGCCGCGUCUGCCGCGGGGGAUGCGAGGGGCGCGGAGGGCGCGGUCGAGGCGUUUGUCGAGUUCUCGCGGUACAGGCAUCGGGUGUAUGAGCAGACGGUGCCAGUGUGUGUGGAGCUGUUGAAGCAGGCGAAGGCGCGCGGGGAGCGGCAGCGGAUGGCGAAUGAGAUGAGUAGCUUGUAUCAUCAGAUGGAUAUGACGAGUCGGCUGUCGGCGUCGACGAUGUGGGGGUAUGGGAGUUAUGGGGUUAUUGGCGGGUAUGGCGGGAGUGUUUAUGCGGGGCAGGCGGCGGCGGCGGGGGCGCAGGGGGUUGGGUUGAUGAUUGAGGGGAUGGGGGAUGUGGCAAGGGUUGAGGAGUUGGAGGGGAGGUGGAGGGAGGUGGAGUAG